Mesoplodon densirostris (Blainville's beaked whale) is the source of this 3084-nucleotide messenger RNA. It is a transcript of the gene NLRP8, whose product is annotated as NLR family pyrin domain containing 8. The record is from RefSeq and is a predicted model, not a curated record. The transcript has 9 exons. Gene Ontology annotation, molecular function: protein binding. Gene Ontology annotation, cellular component: cytoplasm. Lineage: Eukaryota; Metazoa; Chordata; Mammalia; Artiodactyla; Ziphiidae. The coding region runs from base 1 to 3084 and encodes 1027 amino acids. Gene Ontology annotation, biological process: regulation of inflammatory response.
AUGAGUGACGUGAACUGGAAUUCUGACUCUUCCUCUUGCUCUUCCUCCUCUCCUUCCCCCACUUCUUUCUCCUCUCACUCGCCUUCUUUCUUCUCAUCCUCUCCCUCCUCCACCUUCCCUUUCAAAGAUGGAGUCAUGCUGUACAUGGUCUAUUUAAACAAGGAGAAUCUACAAAGGUUCAAGCAGCUUUUAGUGGAAGAGAGCCCCAGACCUGGCUCUCUCCAGAUCAGCUGGGACCAGCUGAAGACAGCCCGGUGGGGGGAGGUGGUUCACCUCCUAAUCGAGUCCUUCCCUGGACGCCUCGCUUGGGAGGUGACUCACGACAUCUUCGCCAAGAUGAACCAGGCAGAACUGUGUCUUCGGGUACAGAUGGAGCUGAAUGACAUUUUACCUAACUUGGAACCAGAGGCCUUGAACCCGAGAGAAACACAAAUGAACUUGGAGGAAGAUGAGUCUGAUAAACUACGGAAGUACAGACUACACUUGAUGAAUGAAUAUUCGACCCUAUGGAACAGGACCGCUUGGCCUGGGAACCACAUGGACUUCUUUUACCAAGACCUACACAGAGAAGAGACAUUCUUACCCUGUCUACUUCUUCCCAGAAAACCUCAAGGAAGACAGCCCAAGACUGUGGUUCUUCAGGGGGUCGCCGGGGUUGGAAAAACAAGCCUGGCCAAAAAAGUAAUGUUAGAAUGGGCAGAAAACAAGUUCUAUGCCCACAAGCUCUGGAACGCUUUCUACUUCCAUUGCCAGGAGAUGGACCAGUUGGAUGAGCAGAGCUUCGCUGAGCUCAUUGCACGCAAGUUGUCCGGGUCUCGGGCUCUGGCGUCCAAGAUCAUAUCCAAAGCAGACCAGCUUCUACUCCUGUUUGAUGGCUUCGAGGAACUAACCUCAACCCUCAUAGAUAGACCCGAGGACCUGAGUGAGGACUGGAGCCAGAAGGUGCCCUGGUCUGUCCUCCUGACCAGUUUGCUGAGCAAAAGAAUGCUUCCCGGGGCCACGCUAAUCAUCUUCCUGAGGUUCACCUCUUGGAAGAACUUGAAUCCCUUUCUGAAAUGCCCGUCUCUGAUAACCCUUACAGGGUUUAGUGUGCCUGAGAGAUCCAGGUAUUUCAGGACGUACUUCAGAAACAAGAGCGAAGCCGAUGAAGCCUUGAGUUUUGUCAUGGGAAACACGAUUCUCUUCUCCAUGUGUCAGGUCCCUGUCAUCUGCUGGAUGGUAUGUUCUUGUCUGAAACAGCAGAUGGAGAGAGGAGCAAAUCUCCUGCACACGUUUCCAAAUGCCACAGCUGUAUUCGUCUACUUUCUUUCCAGCUUGUUUCCAGCCAGGGUUAGAGACCUUUUCAAUAAGACUCACCAAGAACAGUUGAAAGGUCUGUGCUCCUUGGCCGCAGAGGGUAUGUGGGAAAGGAGAUGGGUGUUUAAUAAGAGAGAUCUCAACCUGGCCAGACUGGAUGAAACAGACGUCGAGACUUUUCUCAGCGCGAAUAUUUUUCGAAGGGUGGUGGGCGACAAAGACCUUUACGCCUUUGCCCACUUGAGCUUCCAGGAAUUUUUUGCUGCCUUGUUGUAUGUUCUCUGCUUCCCACGAAGACUCAGAAAUUUCCAUGUGUUGGACCGGUUCCGUGUCCUACGCCUGAUAGCACAUCCCGGAAGAAAGAGAAACCAUCUCGCCCAGAUGGCGCUUUUUUUAUUUGGCCUUUUAAAUGACACGUGCGCUCUAGCUGUGGAGCAGGUGUUCAGAUGCAAGGUGUCCUUGGGCAACAAGAAGAAAUUGCUGAAAGUCGCAGCCCAGCCACAUGAAUGUGAUCCACCAACCCCGCACCACGGGGUCCCACAGCUAUUCACCUGUCUGCAUGAAAUCCGGGAGGAGGUAUUUGUGAGUCAGAUCCUAAACAACUGUCGGAAAGCUGCUUUGGUCAUCAGCAGAAGUAAAGACAUGCAAGUGUCUGCCUUUUGCCUGAAGUUCUGCCGACGUUUGCAGGAGUUACAGCUGACUCUCACCCUGAUCAUCGCCAAGGCGAGCAGCUUAAUCUCUAACAGUGAGCCCUUUUCUCUUUUUCUCCCACACAGACCAGAGGGCAGUGAGAGGUGUUAUCUCUGGUGGCAAGACUUCUGCUCUGUGUUUAGAACACAUGAGAGUCUGGAAGUCCUGGCUGUGACAAACAGUACUAUGGAUCCUGAUUCAGUGAAGGUCCUUUCUACAGCACUGAAACAUCCACACUGUAAACUCCAAAAACUUAUCUUUAGGCACGUGAGCCCCCUCGUGUUGAAUGAAGACUUAAUCGGAGUUCUGGUGGAAAACCAGUACCUGAGAUACUUGGAAAUACAAGACACGGAAGUGAGAUGCCACGUCAUGGAGUUUCUGUGCAAUGCCUUGAAACACCCCCAGUGUUUUCUACAGUGUCUGAGGUUGGAAGAUUGCCCUUUCAGCCCGAGAAAUUGGACUGAUCUUGCCAGGAAUCUCAAAAACAAUGUUCACCUGAAGACUCUCAUGCUGAAACGUAGCUCCCUGGAGAGGUUUGAACCAUGUCACCACCUGCCAGUGGCCCAACUGGAGAAGCUGUCAUUGGAGAAUUGUGACCUCACGUCACUUUCCUGCAAAAGUCUUAUCUCUUCUCUUGCGAGUAACAAGAAUCUGACCCAUCUGAGCUUGGCAAAAAAUGCCUUGAAGGAUGACGGGGCGAAACAGCUUUGGAAUGCCUUGCAACGCUCUCAGUAUCCUCUGCAGAGGCUGGUGCUGAGAAAUUGUGCCUUGACCUCUGAAUGCUGUCAGGAUAUGGCUUCUGCUCUUGAUGAAAAUAAAACCCUGAGAAGUCUGGACCUUGGUUUUAAUAGCCUGAGGGACGACGGGGUUAUCCUGCUCUGUCAGGCCCUGAUGAACCCUGACUCGGGCCUACAGAUUCUUGAGCUGGAAAAGUGCCUGUUCACCUCCGUCUGCUGCCGGGCCAUGGCUUCUGUGCUCCUCAACAACCAAACUCUGAGAUACCUGGACUUGAGCAAGAACGACAUCGGGUUUGGGGGCAUCCUCCACCUGCGUGAGGCCGUCAGGAAGAGGAAGUGGGGAUCUGAGGUCUCUCUGUAA